Andrographis paniculata is the source of this 2706-nucleotide messenger RNA. RefSeq names its product alpha-L-arabinofuranosidase 1-like. Bases 524 to 2533 code for a protein of 669 amino acids. The record is from RefSeq and is a predicted model, not a curated record. Gene Ontology annotation, molecular function: alpha-L-arabinofuranosidase activity. The transcript has 17 exons. Lineage: Eukaryota; Viridiplantae; Streptophyta; Magnoliopsida; Lamiales; Acanthaceae. Gene Ontology annotation, biological process: L-arabinose metabolic process.
GAGAGAGAGAUAAGCGAGAGGCAAACACAGGGCAGCAAUCUACAAGAAGACGCCCUUGAUCUCAGCGCGAAGCCAAGCCACUGUGGUUGUGGAAGGAACCUCUUUGCAAAGCAAAUUAUUCGAUCGUUAUCUUCCCCAGCUCACCCCACCCCAAAGCCGAUUUGAUUGUUGUUUCCGUUAAGCCAAAGAUAUCACCAAAGUCUCCAAUUUCCAGUUUUUUUGUGCCUUCAAGCAAUCGAAAUACUCUUCCCCCCUACAGUCCCACACACACUCACUCCGCCAAAACAGAUUCCAUUGUCGUAAAGCGACUGAUGACUACCGCAAGCAACUGAUUUUACUCUGCUGAUCUCACUAUCCCUCCCUCCCUCUCUCUCUCUCUCUAUAUAUAUUUAUAUAUAUAAGUGGCAGUGCCUUCUCUCAAUUGGACGUGCGAGAGGAAGAAGGGGGAUUCCUGGAUUGGCAAUUUGGAGAUAACUCAACUUGAAGUUUGAUCCUCACAACUAGCGGAUGCACUGGCGACGAAAUGGAACGCAAUGCGCUGCUUGUAUGCUUGAUUCUUCUGAGUGCUUCGUGUAAAUCAUCUGCUGCCAGGAUUGAAGCAAAUCAGACGGUAGCGCUCUUAGUAAACGCCUCGAAAGCGAGCGCGAAGAAGAUUCCAGAGACCUUAUUUGGUAUCUUUUUUGAGGAGAUUAAUCAUGCUGGUGCGGGUGGAUUAUGGGCUGAGCUCGUCAGCAACCGAGGUUUCGAAGCAGGGGGUCCGAACACACCUUCCAACAUCGAUCCCUGGUCUAUUGUUGGGAACGAAUCAUAUGUAGUAGUUUCGACAGAGCGUUCGUCAUGCUUUGAUCGGAACAAAAUAGCGUUGAGGAUGGAUGUGUUGUGCAGCACCGAAGGCGCCAAUAUCUGUUCAGCUGGAGGAGUCGGGAUCUAUAACCCCGGCUUCUGGGGAAUGAAUAUCGAACAAGGGAAGAGUUAUAAGUUAGUUUUUUAUACUCGCUCUUUGGAUCCAAUCAACGUGACUGUGUCGUUGGUUGGGACGACUGCAUCCCGGACGCUCGCCACCAAAAACAUUAUAGUUUCAAAUGCUUCAAGUUGGACUAAAGUGGAGGCCACUUUGCAAGCAACGGGAAAUGAUUCGAAUUCGAGGCUUCAACUGACGACAUCCCGGAAGACCGUCAUCUGGUUCGAUCAAGUGUCACUAAUGCCCACCGACACAUUCAAGGGACAUGGUUUCCGCAAUGAUCUUUUCGACAUGGUAAAGAAGUUGAAGCCGGGAUUUAUGAGGUUUCCAGGUGGUUGUUUUGUCGAAGGCGAAUGGUUAAGGAAUGCAUUUCGUUGGAAAGAAACGAUAGGCCCGUGGGAGGAGAGACCGGGCCAUUUUGGUGACGUUUGGCAUUACUGGACCGAUGAUGGAUUUGGUCACUACGAGUUUCUCCAGCUUGCCGAAGAUUUAGGCACAUUACCUAUAUGGGUGUUCAACAACGGAGUUAGCCACAACGAUCAAGUCGACACUUCUGAUGUAUUACCGUUCAUACAGGAAAUUUUGGAUGGACUUGAGUUUGCAAGAGGAGACAAAACUACAAAAUGGGGUUCGGUUCGAGCGUCGAUGGGCCAUCCGGAGCCCUUUGACUUGAGAUACGUUGCCGUCGGGAACGAGGACUGUGGAAAGAAGAAUUACCUCGGAAACUACCUCAAGUUCUACAAUGCGAUAAAGCGUGCCUAUCCUGACAUCAAAAUAAUAUCAAAUUGCGAUGGCUCUUCCAAACCUUUGGAUCAUCCGGCUGACUUCUACGAUUAUCAUAUUUAUAGCAGCGCGAAUAAUGUGUUCGCUGAGUCAGGAAAAUUCAACAAAGUGCCGCGAAAUGGUCCUAAGGCUUUUGUGAGCGAAUAUGCUGUGACGGGAAACGACGCGGGCAAGGGUAGUCUUUUAGCUGCUAUAGCCGAAGCCGGGUUUCUUAUUGGGAUCGAAAACAACUGCGAUGCUGUCGAAAUGGCGAGUUACGCGCCUCUGUUCGUGAACACCAACGACAGAACGUGGAACCCCGAUGCGAUUGUGUUCGAUUCUUCCCGUGCCUACGGAACGCCGAGUUAUUGGAUGCAGCAUUUCUUCAGGGAGUCGAACGGCGCCACUCUCCUUAAAACGACUCUUCAGCCAAGCACUUCGAGCAAUCUCGUCGCUUCAGCAAUUACUUGGAAAGAUGCGGAUGGGAAGACGUACCUACGAAUAAAGGCAGUGAACUUCGGAAGCAGUGAUGUGAAUCUUCAAAUAUCGAUCGAGGGUUUGGAGGUGAGCUCGAUGCUGGCAAUUGGGUCGACAAAGACUGAGCUCACGUCCAGCGCCGUGAUGGACGAGAACUCUUUCGUAGCUCCUAGGAAGGUGGUGCCCAUGAAAGCCCAGAUGGAGAAUGUUGGGGAGGACAUGGAUGUUGUUCUUGCUCCACAUUCUCUGACAUCAUUUGAUUUGUUGAUCAAUUCAAGCAUCAAGAUUGUGGGAUACCAUGAUUCUUCUGCUGCUGAUGUAUCUUCCUACUGAGAACAUCAUGUCUGAAACUUAUCGAUUUAAGCAAUAAAAUUUCAUACUAUGCAAGAAUCUAUGUAAAUUCCCGGCAAAAUUUAUCGAUAUGCUACGGUUAAUGUAGCUGCAGAAUGUCGCUGUUUGAUCAUUAAAUGAAAUUUAAAACAUGCUCGACAUAGUGCUCAAUCUCA